AGGGUCCGAUUUUUUGCUGCCGUGUCGAUUUUAAAGAAAAGUAAAAAGAGUAUUGGUUCAUUUUAUGAAAGAAUUUUCAUUCUUCGUUUUUGAGAGAAUUCUUGAAUUUUAUAUUUUGGGAAUCUUGAGGGGGCUAAUUACCCCUAACUAAGCCCUUGAUGAUAACCUUUCUUAAUUUUCGUUGGAAUCUAUUUUUCCAAUAUUUUAUUUCAUGGAAGUGAAAUAGAAUAUUCAUUAUAUGAAUUCAUUUCUACAUGAUGUCAUUCUCAUUCCUGAACUGAUAAGCCCUGAAUGUUUGCUGUUAUUGUUUUUUAACUUCAUAUCGAUUUGAAUAAUUCUGACGUGAAAAUAUGAAAUAUACAAUUCCUGCUUUAUCAUUAUAUACGUUUAUUUCUUGAUAUCGGUAAUUCGUAGAAAUAAUAAUGCACUUAAAAAAAACUAUCGUAGUAUUCACUCUUCUUGUUCUAAUGAAGAACAAUUUUGUGGAGGCAAAAACCGUCGACUUGCUUCCAAAAAAACAUAAAAAGGAAGAGGGGUCAGUCUCCUCAAAAAACCAAAUAACUGGCACCUUUGGUGCAAGAAAAGUAUGCAUGAACGUUUGCAACCCCCCUUACUAUAAUCAAGAAUAUCCUCCUUCGUAUGGAAGCCAGCCUAGGCCUUCGUGGAAUCAAAAUUAUAUGCCUGGAAGCGGAGGUUAUGACAAUCCAGCGGAUUAUGGUCAGAAUGUUUUUCCUAGUUAUGAUAAUUUAGAAGACAACCAGUUUCAGCUACAGGGUGAUUUUGGAGAUUACAUCGCUAGCUGUUACAGAAAUAUGUUCAAAAGAAAAUACAGAUUAGAUCCUGGAUUUCUAAAACCUUCAAUAUACAAUUACCAAUCAAUUUUCAAGAGCAAUUACGGUGUGAGAAGAAAUAGAAAUCAUUACCAGGAAUUUAUGAAUUGUCAGCUAAUUUGUUAUCCUGUAAUGGUACCAAAUUACGAACCCCUUAGUACAACAACCACUAAAGAAACUACUUCCGAAUCGAACGAAACGACUGAAGAAACCACUUCAACUACACGAAAAAGAAGAAAACCAACAGCUAAAAAUGGAAAAAAAUUUAAGAGACACAAGUGAUAAAGAGGUGUUGCUCUUGUGAGAAGGAAGAUGGAUAUUGGAAUGCUAUAUUAUAUUUUAUGGAUUUUCUAUUGAACAAUGUAACCGUUUUCACUGCAUUCAUCAAGUAUUUAUAAACUUAUUUCUAAUUCUUGUGUUAUUGAUUAUACAUUCGAUAUUACAAUUGGAGUUCUUUGUGUGAAUUCAAGAUAUAUCGUGCUAGAUUAGAGUGUUUUUUCAAAGAUAAUAUGACAACAAUUGCUAUUCAUUGAAUCCAAUAGAAAUGCAAGCAUAGCACUUAUUCUGCUUAUAAACGAGUUAUUCGAAAAUAUUCAUAUGAGAGAAGAUAUGGACGCAAAAAUUUCUUACCUGAAAUAUUAUUUCUUGAACACAUCCUUUCAUGGUUUUCAUUUUAUUUUCGAAAGUGAAAGGCACUGGACUGAAAGAAUUUUUUGGGGCUUCUGUUGCAGUCUCAGUUGGCUCGCCUCUAUAAUGCUCAUACAGACAGCCUGGAACGAUUUUCGUAAUAACGCAAUCAGUUUUGUGGUUGAAACUAGCUAUUUGGAAUGGGAUACGCAUUUCCCUUCAAUUGCAGUGUGUGAAACAGAUAACCAAGGAAGAAUAAGCGAAUUCACAGAUGAAACAUAUGGAAAUCCUCAUGACUUCAAUUUCAACGAAAUCGUCAAGGAACUGGUCUUUUUCAAAGGUUUGUCUUUUUAUACCCUUCAAAUGUGUGGACCCAAUGCUACUGCUAAGCACAAGGAUUGCAACAAAAAAAAUUUCGUGGAGUUUUCAGCUGAGGUUAGAAGUCCUUGUUCGAAAAUAUUCCAAAAAUGCGUUUGGAAUAAUGAUGAGUUCAAUUGUUGCGACUUCUUCCACAUGAUGGACACUGAAGUUGGAAUAUGUUUCGGUGUGAAUUCUAUACAGACGAGGAAUAAGAAAGCUCCACGUUAUCCAAUGAUUUCGAACAAGAAGACUGGAUCUGGGACUUUACGCUUGGAGAUAAGGGGAAUAGCCUUCGUGGGUAUCUAUUUAUGUAAUGCCAAAAAACUACCGGGAAUUGAGCAAGUUUAUCUGCUCGGGGAACAAGAAGUUCCAACUUUAACAACAGUUGCUACGGAUAUCAUACAAAUAAGUCCACAUAUUCAUUCAAAAAGAUAUAUAUCCAUCAGGGAGAUCGAGAACCAACCAGAGGUUAAAGAUGUCAGUAUCGAACAGAGGAAAUGCAGAUUCACUUACGAAAACAAUUUGGACGUCCAUCACCACUAUAGUUUCAGCGCUUGUUGUGUGGAUUGCAGAAAGAAAGCUCAACUUGAGAUGUGUGGAUGUGCUCAUCAUCUCAUGCCGCAGUUGACUAAGAAUCUCUUCUGCGACAUCAAUGGUUUAUACUGCCUGAACAAACACUAUAACGACCUGAUAGUUCUGAAGGCUCAUUGGUCUAAUAGAACCGGCUUAGUAUGUGAUUGCUUGCCAAGUUGUACCGAGUUCGAAAUGUCAGUCGUCAAGGAUGUCAAAUUUGGUAUCAAAGAGGAGUUUGGUGUUGUAGAAAUAAGCCUUCUACGAUUGCCUAGUGAGAGGUGUAAAAGGAAUGUUGUAAGGGGAAAAUUGGAUUUUGUAGUUUCAACAGGUGGGAUUACUGCACUCUUCUUGGGGGCGAGCAUCUUGAGUUUUGUGGAAAUUAUUUAUUACUUUUUUGUUCGACCUUUCGGAGAAAAAGAUAUUUUACGUCAAGACUAAGAUCAUUUUUUAUAUUGCAACAUAUAGGCCAGUAGAAAAACAAAAAAUAAAAUAAUCACAUCGAUAAUAGAUCUUACACAGUAAAAUAUAGCGAAAAACGAAAUGGGUUUCGACUUUUUCUGAUCCUCUUUGCCUGCUGAAGAUGAUGCUCUUCUUCCGCUUUUGUCUUCACAUCUGGAAAUCAUUAUUUCUUUGGAUUAUUGUAUUAAAAUAUAGAUUUCAAGAAUAAAUGAAGUGUUUGAAA
This is a messenger RNA of Harmonia axyridis, 3072 nucleotides long. RefSeq names its product sodium channel protein Nach-like. The record is from RefSeq and is a predicted model, not a curated record. Gene Ontology annotation, cellular component: membrane. Bases 1428 to 2828 code for a protein of 466 amino acids. The transcript is spliced from 14 exons. Gene Ontology annotation, molecular function: ligand-gated sodium channel activity. Gene Ontology annotation, biological process: sodium ion transmembrane transport. Lineage: Eukaryota; Metazoa; Arthropoda; Insecta; Coleoptera; Coccinellidae.